AUGAGCGGGACGCCGCAGACCCCUUCCUCUAGCGGUGGCCUCCACCACCCCGGGGUGUCGUCGACCGCCCGUUCCGCCUCGCUGACGACGGAGGAAGCCAGCUUUGCUGCUGCCCAGGAGCUGGCCAGUAUAGUGAAUGGGCCAGGUGCAAGCACGUGGCUGGCAGCCUGGACCUUCAACGCUGCCAGCGAGGAGCUGGAUGCCCGACCGCCGCCCCUGCCGCUGGGCACGCUGCCAGAGGUCAGCUUGCAAGACUUCAGUCGGUAUCUGCGGUCCAUUGGGAAUCGCCUGGAGACGUUUGAGCGCAACCGAGAGGCAUUGCGCCAGCGCAUGCAGCAGGCUCUUAGCCCAGAGGAGCUACAUGCCAGCCAGGGUCAGGGCCUGGUGGCAGCCAUGCGAGAAGUGCCGGCUCCCUUUUUCCAAGAGGCCUUUGACCUGGACCAGCAGCAGCUGUGGGAGGAGGUGGUGGAGGUGAAGAGUGAGGAGGCGCGGCAGGAGAGCCUGCAGCGCCUGUCUACCUAUCUCGACAUUGUGGAGACGCACUUGGUACGGGAGAUUGCGGCGCGCACGGACAACUUCUUUGAUGCGUCCGCCUACAUCCACGAUGUGCGCGGCAGCGUGGCCCGCGUGUACGUGCAGGUGCAUGGCCUGGAGCAGGAGGUGGCCUUGGCAGUGCAGACAUCGCAGCAUCUGCAGCGGCAACGUGCCAACUUGGUGGCCACCCUAGACAUUUUGCGCACCAUGGACGGCGUUGCCCAGGCUCAGAGUGCCCUUCAAGGCUUGCUGCCUUGCUCUGGGGGCAUGGCUGUGGACUACGCUGGCGCCAUUGACGUGCUGGAAGUGCUGCAAGGGGUGCUGGGUGAUGAGGAACUCCUUGGCCUCGACUGCUUUCAGCAUCUGCCAGAGCAGAUUGUUCAGACUGCGCAGGCAGUGGAUGACCUCAUGACCUCUGAGUUUCUCGAGCGCACCAAGUUUGCGGCACAAGCAGCAUUGGUCCGUGGCAUUCGCGACCGCCUGUGCAUACAGCUUUCAGCGCUGUCUGCCAGCACACCGCUCCGCGGCCGCUCCGCCUGUGUGUCCCCAAGUCGACAGCUAUCAGCCGAGGAGAGCCCCGAAUUGGAAGCUCUGGCGGCUGUGAGGGUCACUGAUGCUGCAGCUGUGGAGCGUGUUGUGGGCUGGCUGGAGAGGAUGGCAGGCGGCGAUGGCAACUUUGUGGCCACAGCAGCGGCAUGGCCGGCAGAUGGCAAAAAGGUCAGCACUGGAAUGCUGCAGGAGGAGCUGUUGCCGCUGGUCAUUGGGUUGCAGCACAUGGGACGGCUGCCGGCCACAAUGCGGGACCUGAAAGACACCUCCGCUGCACGGGACUUCCAGUGGGUGCUGGAGGCAUCGGUCCUGGCAGUGAAGGCCUUUCUGAACCACUGUUCCGAGGUGGGGCAUACGGUGCAGCUCAUCCUGACUGCUUCCAAGGCUUCCCAGCUACAGCUGGCGACAGCGGCGCACGACAUGACUGAAUGCUGCCAUGCCGUGGCAGAAGCGGCUGCGGCUCGCUGGUCCAAGCUGCUGAGCAGCAGAGCACGUGGCCGCACUGAAAGUGGCAGCAGCAGCAGCAGGCUAUCGGACCUACAGCGCAUCCUCGAAUUGACUGACGUCAUGGCAUUACUGGUGGAGCAGCAUGGUGUGCGUGGCGUGCUGGGCCUACGCACCUCGGUACAGCAGCUGUGCAAGGCCAUCCUGGAUGCCAUGCAUGCGAAGACGCUCUCCAAGCUCACAACACUGCUGGAACAGGAGCAGUGGGUGGCUGUGGAGGUGCCACGUCAAUUUCAGGACAUUGUCGAGGAGCUGCAGCAAGCAGUGACUGCUUGCGGACUCAUAGCGCAGUCGGAGGCAUCUGCAGCUGAGGCCAGUGGCCACCAAGAAGCGGCAGAGAACGGCGCUGCCAAAAGGCAGGGCUACCAUGUGGUCAACACGCAGCUGCUGCUGCUGAGCAUGUUGCGCGACUAUCGCGCCUUUCGCGACGUUAUGCCUGCUUUCGGCGCUGAGGUGGCGCAGCGCGUGCUAGAGUUGCUCAAGGUGUUCAACAGCCGCACCUGCCAGCUGGUUCUUGGCGCGGGGGCUAUGCAGGUGUCUGGUUUGAAGAGCAUCACUGCGAAGCAUCUAGCCAUCUCCUGUCAGUGUCUGGGUGCCUUCAUUGCGUUCCACCCUGCGCUGGUUGCGCUCUUUACCCAGGGCGUGGCUCCGCCGCGGCUGGGCAUGCUCAUGGCUGACUUUGGGAGGGCGCUGCAGGACUACCGCAUCCACCAUGAGGAGGUGUGCAGCAAGCUGGUGUCCAUCAUGAGAGAGCGGCUGUCGCUCAGCAUCAAGCAGCUUCCAGCACAGGCGGCGGCCUGGCCCGCCGGCGUCCAGCGCCCAGAACUUCCAGCACCUUCCGCCUUUGCCACCACCUCCGCCAAGCAGCUACAGAUCCUGAGCGGCGCGCUGACGCCGCUGUUGCUGCCAUCGGAGGUGCAUAGCAUCUUUGGGCGCAUCGCCCUGAUGUUCAGCCGCACCCUGGCGGAGGCUUAUGAGCUUCUGGAGCCGCAUGGCGCUGCCUGGGAGCAGCAGCUGCGGGCCGACGUGCAGUUUUUGCUAAAUUGCCUGCGCAACCUGCCGAUGGACCCUGCUGAGCGCGAUAGCAACCUGGAGCGGUUGACGGAGCUGUUCGAGCAGCGCUUCUUAUCGGAGACCAGCGAAGCAGCACGCUUUCUGCCAGCACUGCCAGCACUGGAGCCAGCACCGAAGCUGGGAAGUGGUCAGGUGGUAGCAGCGGCUCGGCCCCCAAUAGAUGCAGGCAUGCCUAUGCCUUCACAGAAGGAGCAGCCUCUGCAGGAGCCGGCGAGGCAGUCUGAUGGUGGAAUGCAGCUGGUGCAGGGCAGCUUGCACAACUUGCAACUAGCGUGGCCGGCAGUCGACUACCAAGGGUACCCAGUUCAGCAGCAGGGCAAGCAGCAAGAGAUGCCGGAGAAGGAGGAGGGGCAGCAGCACCAUUUGCAGCAGCAACAGAGAAGUAGACCACCCCAGCAUCCGCAGCACACGGCUAGUGAGCAAUCCAUGUCGCCUGCGGCGAUGCCAGAGAUGCGGCCGCCAUAA
Messenger RNA from Chlorella variabilis, 3126 nucleotides. RefSeq lists its product as hypothetical. The record is from RefSeq and is a predicted model, not a curated record. Gene Ontology annotation, cellular component: GARP complex. Gene Ontology annotation, molecular function: syntaxin binding. Gene Ontology annotation, biological process: retrograde transport, endosome to Golgi; Golgi to vacuole transport. Lineage: Eukaryota; Viridiplantae; Chlorophyta; Trebouxiophyceae; Chlorellales; Chlorellaceae. Bases 1 to 3126 code for a protein of 1041 amino acids. The transcript is spliced from 14 exons.